Molecule: messenger RNA, 2812 nt
Organism: Spirodela intermedia
Lineage: Eukaryota; Viridiplantae; Streptophyta; Magnoliopsida; Alismatales; Araceae
Source: the annotation of a GenBank genome assembly
AUGGCUGCUAGCAAUGAUCCAACGGGCUUUGACAAAGAGCAGGUGCACGCUUCUUCUUUUCUCAUAACAUUGAUGGGAGUAAUAAGAAAUGGCACAAAAACUGAAAGUUAGACUUAUUUUUUCCGUUAAUUAGGCAUGCACUGCAUUUAUGAUCUGGUCACCUCAUACCUGUCAAGAUGGUGUUUGCGGUGUUGGGACUAAAUUUUGUACAUAGAGAUAAUCUACGCUCUGGUGCCUCCAGGUCUGUGUAUUCUUGAUCCGGGUCCUGAUUUGGAUCUCUAGGUCUGUGUAUUUUUUCAAAUGAAUUCAUCUCCAAAAUUGGUAACCAAUGGAAUAAUCUAUGAAGCUGUCUUUAGAUGCAUGCUCUAUGCCAUAGUUUUCUCAAAGCUAUGGACUUCAUUUUAGGAAUAUUCUGCGUGGGAGCCGAAAAUAUUUUUAAUUUCUAAAUUUCACCUCUGGUGAAGAUGCGUGGAUAAUACGCCAUUAUAUUUUGGUCUAUAUGCCCCAUUUCAUAAUGACGGGGGUUUCCAAUAUUUUAUGAAGUACGCAUGUUGGAAUUCUAAAUAAACAUUUCGUUUUGAGGGUGAUGCAUAUUCAUUGAAGAAAGUUCAAUCUAUAUCUGGUAUGAAACUUAACAUUAAUAUACUUGGGGGCAACAUAGGGGAUUCCCAUCGCUAAAUGACUUGGUAAAUGUAACAAAGUCAGACUAAGGGGGCACAUGCUGCUUUUCUUGAACAACUAAAAAAUUAUGAUCAGCAUUGUUUGCAUCUCCAAAUGACAUUGGAAUGUGGUAAUGUUCCGUUUGUUGAGCUUGGAUCCUAAAAUACCUAACGGUUAUCAAAUAUCUGUCUAAAUCCCUCCACGGACAACUGAACAUAUGCUUUCCGUGCAAUUCCCUAAAUAGUGCCAAUACGCUCCAUAUCUUGCCUGACUUUCCUUUUCCGCGGAAUUAUUAGUUUGGAUUCUUGGAUGAUAAAACAUCGAAUUGUAUCUGCUUGCUAAAGGGUGAGGAUAUUCCUACUUCACUGCUUGCUACUCUCCCACAUCCAGAUUUAGCGCGUCCUUUUCUAUGUCUAUUAGCUCUAUAUCAUUAUUAUUUGACUUGUCUAUCUAUGCUCUUCUAUUAAUCAGCUUCUUGUUGGCAGAUCAUUGGGAUGGCAGAAACGGAAAUGACGUACAGGGUGGAUAUGUUCAACAGGUACAUCACCGGUUGCCAGUUCUCAUUUCCGAUGUAACCGUAUUCUGUGCAUCCGGCAUGUGGCAAAACCAUGUAAAUUCUAUUUGAUAUCUGUUCGGAAGCAAUAUUUUUUAAAUGAUUCUUUACUGGCGGGUACGCAAGCACAACAAAACUUCCAUGUUGUCUCUUUUGUUACUUCAGAAACAUCUCUCAGCUAGAUCUGAGUUACCACGUUCCCUCAGACAAAAAGUAAACAAAAAAGAAUAACUUGACCUGCUGUACCCAGAAAGUGGGAUCAGCUUAGGCCACUAGAGACAGAGGAGAGUGAAAACUAUGGGUGGCUGAGAUAUUCAAUCGACUUUCUCCCCCUUUUAAUGGGUUCGGAGACUUACGAGUGAGCAGAAAAGAGAGGAGGAAAGAGUACCUCUCCGGAUUUUAAAGACAAUUCUUCACAUUUUCAGGGUGAAAUAAGACGAUUCUCUACAAAAUAUGAGCCAUAAAGUGCCAUUUUCGUUCAAAUUUGGAUACAAAAUCAAGAAAAAAGUAUAAUUUGGUUGUCUUUUUGCAGUCUUUCGUCAUUCUUCUAACUAGUCUUCUUGCAUUACUCCUCUGGAUCAUUCUUUGCUCUGUAAAAUGAUUAUGUGAUCGCUGGAUGAACUGAAGUUGUUUAUCUUCUGCCUUCCCUCACUGAACCACCAGAGAUGAAGUGGCAAGUCAUUGCAUUCAUGAGCAAAUAGAUUGAGCUUCUCCGUGUUCCGAACAUCGAGUAUCACUGUCUUCUGAUGCUUUAUCUUAUGCCGUUGUGUCUGGAUAUUUGAUUUACGGUCACUUAAGAUGAACACGUGAUUUAGCCUCUGCCCACCGAUUCUAUUAUAGCUUGACAGUGCUACGAUAGAUUCCUACAGCGAAACUGAGAAGCUUGAUUUUUUUUUUGGUUUGGAUAAUACAGGCUCACAAAGACAUGCUUCGAUAAAUGCAUCGAGAAGAAGUACGUUACCCCAUUCAAAUUUCUUGUGUCUCACUCUGUAUGAGGCCUCAUAUCUGAUGCUGUCUUCUAAUGACCUCUCAGUUCAAGAUGUGCUCCGUUUCUCCCUUUCUUCUUGGGCUGUAAAAUGGAUUUUUCUUGUGCUCGUCCAGGUACAAGGAAUCAGAGCUCAACAUGGGGGAAAACAGCUGCAUUGAUCGCUGUGUUGCCAAAUAUUGGCAGGUAUAUAUCAGUGAUUGCCCCUGCUUCAUAUCCGUUGAUGGGUUAAUCCAAUCUCGUGUCUAAAGAAAUCUAUUAAUUUCUUGCGCUCUAAGACUCCUUUAUUUUUCUCCUAUUUUUCCCCCAAAUACGUGUUAAAUUUUAGUUUGGAUGUAGAAAUCUCGCCGUCUUCAUUUCCGUUUUUUUUUCCCCUCUCUUCGUUUCCACUCCAUCUCAUUAGUUCAUGAAGAUUCUUUGCUCCUCACAUCUGGGUUUUCCUCUGACUCAAAUCCACUGUCCUGGGCCUCUCUCUCUCUCUCUCUCUCUCUCUCUAUAUAUAUAUAUAUAUAUAUAUAUAUAUAUAUAUAUCUGUGUGCUUACCUUUGUGGCUGUCCUUGCAGGUGACGAACUUGGUGGGGCAAUUGCUCGGUUCCAACCGGCCGCCGAUGUAA